Messenger RNA from Cornus florida, 1599 nucleotides. RefSeq lists its product as uncharacterized. The transcript has 2 exons. Lineage: Eukaryota; Viridiplantae; Streptophyta; Magnoliopsida; Cornales; Cornaceae. Bases 539 to 1243 code for a protein of 234 amino acids. The record is from RefSeq and is a predicted model, not a curated record. Gene Ontology annotation, molecular function: protein binding.
UCAUCUUAAUCACUUCUUUUCUUUCGGAACUCCCAAAUAAUAUGAAGUAUUAGAUUAAUUACAAUCACAUUAAUCAUCUCUCUCUCUCUCUCUCAAUCAUCGUUCUCUCUCUUACUUUCCUUUCUUCAGAACCUCCCAUAAGCCCAUUAAUGUGGUACCUCAGUAGAGCAACCAACUCCAACAACCCCUAUCAACCCUCUCCCAAUCACUUUCUCUAACUCCAUCCUCUCUGUAUCCGACGCCGGACUUUUCCAAGAAGUCUCCAUUUUCAAAGUCCCAAACACCAGAGACGACGACUCUGACAAACACCCAAACCCAAAUCAAACAACUGCUUGGGAAUGGUUUUCAUAUCACGCUUCUCCGACCAAAUUAAGGGCCGUUGUGGUCCCUCGGAGCCCGUCGACGACGACCCAGUUGUUGGGCAUCACGCGGGGCGGCCGGUUCUUGUGUGUCAAGAGUCGUUGCCGCUCCGCCGGCGCCGCGUGCCACCCUAUGCGAGUACAGACUUGAGGACAACUCGUGGCAUGAUUUUCCCAAGAUGCAGUGCGAGCGCCGGAACCCAUUUGCUUCCGCCGGUGCAAUUAUGGAUCAUUGUCUCUAUGUAGCUGGAGGGUAUGAAGGCAAUCUAACUCAUGCUGAGCCUUCAGCUUAUCUCAACUCAGCAAAGCGGCUCAACCUCAAAACACGGGAAUGGCAAGCAUUGCCAUCCAUGCAAAAAGCAAGGGCAUUUGCAACAGGUCUUGCUCACAGGGGCAAAUUCUACGUUUUUGGUGGUGCAACUCCCAAGGACUCAGCUGAAAUCUACAAUCCUCUCUCAAAUACAUGGCUGCCUCUAAACUCAUUUUUGCGAGAGGAGGCUGAAGGGUUUGCAGUGACAACAAUGCUUGGGAAUUUGGUAAUACUGACCUGGUCAGAUCGACUAGGCAUAAAACUGUGGCUGAGGGUUGGAGAGAAUAAUGAAGAUUUGGAGAUUGGUAACUGGAAAAUGGUCUGUUUCUUUCCAAACACUGAAGUUGAGAGGUCGCAAUUUAGGCGUCAUGGGGCAACAAUGGUGCGACUUGGGAAGGAGGUGUUGGUUCUGGUUGGAGGAUUGGGUACUUGUGUUUGGAGAGUGGAUGCACCAGUAGAGUGGCCAAUAUUUCCAGCACCAAAUUUUCGUCCUGGCGUCGAGCAUGAAGUGGUGCAUGGGGGCCAUAUCCAUGCCUUCACCAUCCAGGAUGAUGGCACACUUGGUUGGAGAUAAAUGAGAAUGGCACACCGAUUUCCUUUUACAUGAUUAAAGAUAAAUGAGAAUGGCGAAACAAGAUUUGCCUAGUUGAAACACGGCUUUGAUUUGCAUCAGGUUGAGUAGGUUAUAUGCAUUCACAAUUCUUUGAUCCGAAGUUUUUAAUUUUUGAAUAUGUAAAGUUGAGUGAUUGAACCGUUUUGAUGGUUACACAUAGAUAGAAUCCCCAAGUUGGGAAAUGGAGUACAUGACAAUUGUUGUAGCAAAAUGUAGAUUCUAUGUUAUGUCUCUUCCAAAAUUUUCACUCUUUUUGGGGGACUAACAGGGUGAAACAUUUACUAUGUACAUAAGAAAUACUGAAAUAGUAAUUCUGA